AUGUCGACGAACCCUGCAUCGAAGGCACCUCCUGAGCCACCACCUCACUCGACAAAAGGGACGGUCGACGACUAUAGAUCCAACAAAUUCCAACUGUCUAUGCCCGCGUACGUUAAAGGCUCGGUCGACACACUCAAAGCCGACGGUUCUAAUUAUACCAAAUGGGAGUUCAAGAUUGGUAGAUGUGUGGAUCGAGUGACCAAGACGACUGAUUACUUGUCUAAAGAUGGAAUGAAGACGAUCGAUCCUGACGGCGAUGCUGUUAUUUACUCUAUGAUCGAACUGGUCGUACCUUUUGAGAUUCAACACCGACUGUCUGGUUCCGCCAAAGACGCAAUCCGUACCAUCCGAAGUCUGUUCUUCUUUCCGAGUCGUAGUGGUCACAUGGCUACGUGGAAGGAAGUGUUGGAGGUCAAGUACGACGACGUGUCAGACAUCGGUGAUUACUUCCGAAAAAUAGACCAGAAGGUCUCUGACCUGGAACGAGCUGGUUUUGAAUGGAAUAAAGAUGUGGUCACUGGCGUCUUAUACCAACUUGGUCUUGGGAACGCUUUCACGAACGUCAACAACACCCUCAAUGCACGCUUGAGAGCCACACCAACCAAUCCAAUCUCUGCUCGAGAAGUUGAAGAAGCUAUUCGUGCUGAGAAGCAGAUACACCAGACCGACAAUAUCGCACCCGCCUUCAGUCAGUUGGAUCUCAAUGCUUUUAAUUCAAACCCGUUGAGACGUGGUGCUGUCAAUACUGGAAACACCUAUCGGCCAGCUGCUCUCACUACGCCUGGACGCGGUAGAGGCGUGUUCAAUUACGCUCCACAACCACCCUAUCGUGUGUCAACACCAACCAGAACCUUACAAUUGACUCCCAAGGUCGUACCACCAACUCCUGGUGUCCCGUCAAAAUUUCAUCCAUCCUUGUAUAAUCAACAUUCACCAUGCUUUAUUUGUCACAACGUUGGACAUUGGUCGGAUACCUGCCCUACAAGAUAUCCUUGUGCCGCCACCACUACGCCUUCUGUCGCUUCGUCUCAACCUCACCAAUCAACUAGUCGCAGUACUCCAACUCAACCCCGUUCUUUCACUUUAAAUCUUAUUGAUGCAAACGGUACGGCAUUUGCCGUCGAGGCGACUGGAGUUGAAGAUGAUGAAGGACCCCUACCCGAAGGCGUGUGGGCGUCGGAGGGCACUUUGACCGAAGUAUGGGAUGCUCAGGACGAGGGCGUGAGUGAUACCGGUGCAACGCACAUGGUGACUGGAAAACUCUCGCACUUAACUGACAUCCGCGCUUUAUCCAGACCGAUCCCAAUAUCGGUGGCGACAAAGGCUCCUAAAGCCUACGUCACGCAUGUGGGGACGAUGCAUAUCAAGAUACGCUCAUAUCAAUUCCUCAAAUAG
Messenger RNA from Melampsora larici-populina 98AG31, 1395 nucleotides. RefSeq lists its product as uncharacterized. NCBI's taxonomy places the organism in Eukaryota, Fungi, Basidiomycota, Pucciniomycetes, Pucciniales, Melampsoraceae. The record is from RefSeq and is a predicted model, not a curated record. The transcript is spliced from 2 exons. Gene Ontology annotation, molecular function: nucleic acid binding; zinc ion binding. The coding region runs from base 1 to 1395 and encodes 464 amino acids.